Messenger RNA from Teleopsis dalmanni, 925 nucleotides. Its product is annotated as ecdysteroid-regulated 16 kDa protein-like. The record is from RefSeq and is a predicted model, not a curated record. Gene Ontology annotation, biological process: intracellular cholesterol transport. Gene Ontology annotation, molecular function: sterol binding. Lineage: Eukaryota; Metazoa; Arthropoda; Insecta; Diptera; Diopsidae. The transcript has 3 exons. Bases 175 to 654 code for a protein of 159 amino acids.
GUUUGGCUCAGUCGAAUCGCGGACUUCGGUGGUUACAAGUUUCGACUUUUCAUAAGAUUGUCGCCUAAUUUCAAGCUUGAAAGAUCAAUAUUCUCUUUUUGUUAUAAAACACACUGAAGUCAAUAGUACGGUGCAAAUACGUUGCCAAAAAAUAAAGCGAUUUUAAAACGUAAAAUGAAAAGCUUACUUAAUCUAUGUAUUCUAAUCGCCGCAAUUUCAUUGUGCAACGCUACUCCCGAUUUUAAAAAUUGUCGAAAUUCCAAAGCAAAUCAAUUGCAACCCGGAGAUGUGACUAUCUCAGCCUGCAGUAAAACCAAAUGCAUACUCAAACGGAAUACUAAUGCCAGCAUUUCAAUGAAAUUCACACCGAAUCGCGACUUUGAAGAUGUAAAUACCGAUGCUCAAGGCAUACUGCUUGAUGUGCCACUACCUUUCCCGGGUUAUUAUGGCACAAGUGCUUGUCCAUUCAUUUAUGAUGCAGAAGGAGAAAACAAAGUAGGUUGUCCGCUGAAAGCCGGAGAAACAUAUGUCUACAAAAAUAGUUUCAAAAUUUUGCCCGUAUAUCCGACCGUCAGUCUGACAGUACAUUGGGGACUUAAUGACAAAAAUGGAGACGCUGCUUGUUUCGAGAUACCUGUUAAAAUAAGAGCUUAAAAUUGUUAAUUUCUAAGUAGAUUAAGUUUAAGAUCAACAAUAUUUUUCUUUUUCGUUUAAACUCUGCGCUUUGAUAAACCUAUAAAAGGUAGUUAAAAUGAAUAGAGAGUAUAGUGGGGGUUUCAAAAUUUUGUAUACCUGAAGUCAAAAAAUGGCACACAAAUGCAUAUAUAAAAAACUAUGUGUGCUGGCACCGUAGACGUAAACACUCAAUUUGUUAUUACUUUUUAUAAUAUUUUUUUUAAUUUGUAUAAUAAAACAAAUAAUAAAA